Molecule: messenger RNA, 3097 nt
Organism: Phlebotomus argentipes
Lineage: Eukaryota; Metazoa; Arthropoda; Insecta; Diptera; Psychodidae
Gene: Sam-S
Product: S-adenosylmethionine synthase
Exons: 7
Coding region: 755-1966 (403 amino acids)
Biological process (GO): S-adenosylmethionine biosynthetic process
Cellular component (GO): cytosol
Molecular function (GO): ATP binding; methionine adenosyltransferase activity
Source: RefSeq, a predicted model, not a curated record
UUCAGUCAUUUAACACAUGAUUUCCUUUCUCUCUAUUCACAUCUCAAUUUUGUCAAGUCAUUUUACUAUCAGCAUUUUUUAUAUUAUUCCUCUGCUCAUCUCACCACUUCUGUUGAUAAACGGACUUUUCGCGCAUUUUCAGCGGAUUUCUUAUUUCUCCGCGCACGAGAUUGAAUCAUUCGGCCAAGGAACUCCUAGCAGUGCAGACGUGACUCUCAAGUGCUUUCCAACCAGUUACUUUCCAAGUUCUUAGAACGGAGAAUUCUUAGAGUGAAAUAAAUUGAUUGUAAUUCUUCGUUGUCUAAUUCAUUUACUUUUCAGAUAUUUCAGCACACUUUUCAGAGACUCUUCUGCCUCUAUUUUACACAAAUUUUAUGUAUUUUUGCAUGGUUUUUCAUGGGAUUUCACUCUGUUGGGCACUAAUUCGGUUGCUUCCUCAUUUCAUAUUUUCCGCCAUAAUUCUUGUUUCUCUACUCACAGCUAGGCGCUGCUGUUGCUGAAGAGGAUUUACCCCUUUGGCGGCAACAGCAGCUGCGUGGCUGGGACGGGAAUUACACAUUGUCGGCCGAAUCUAUAAAAGGCGGCGCAGUGCAAUACUCGGUCUCUUUUCCACAUAGAGAGUUGUCAGGAGAAGGUGUAGAAACGAAGGCGGCGAGUGUCUGAAAAAUAAGGUGUUAAAUAAAGUGAAUUUCACAACAUAAUUCAUAGCUUCAUUCACAGUGCGCGAAGUAAAAAGUUAAGAAAAUCAUUCAAAAUGCCCCAAAUGAGCGUCGCCAAUGGAUACACCAACGGGCACUCCGUGCACGACAUGCAGGACGGACAGAGAUUCCUCUUCUCCUCGGAGUCCGUCGGCGAGGGCCAUCCUGACAAAAUGUGCGAUCAAAUUAGUGACGCCAUCCUCGAUGCUCACUUGUCUCAGGAUCCCAAUGCCAAGGUGGCCUGCGAAACUGUCGCCAAGACUGGCAUGAUUUUACUGUGCGGCGAAAUUUCAUCGACAGCCGUUGUUGAUUAUCAGAGAGUUGUGCGCGAUACAGUGAAACAUAUAGGCUAUGACGAUAGCUCAAAAGGAUUCGAUUGGAAUACCCUGAAUCUGUUAGUGGCAAUUGAAGAACAAUCUGCGGAUAUUGCCGGCGGUGUCCAUGUUAAUCGAAUGGAAGAUGACGUUGGUGCUGGUGAUCAGGGUCUUAUGUUUGGUUACGCCACGGAUGAGACUGAGGAAUGCAUGCCGUUGACGGUGGUUUUGGCUCAUCGUCUGAACCAGAAAAUUGCCGAACUGCGACGAUCGGGACAAUUCUGGUGGGCUCGCCCUGAUUCAAAGACACAGGUCACAUGCGAAUAUGUGUUCAAUGAGGGAUCGGCGAUUCCGCAGCGUGUUCACACGGUGGUUGUGUCUGUGCAGCACUCGGAGAAGAUUGAACUGAGUGAGCUGCGCGAGGAGGUGAUGAACAAGGUGAUCAAGAAUGUGAUUCCCGAGAAGUACUUUGACGCCAACACUGUGGUGCACAUCAAUUCCUGCGGCGUGUUCAACAUUGGCGGACCGAUGGGCGAUGCUGGACUCACGGGCCGAAAGAUCAUUGUGGACACGUAUGGCGGCUGGGGCGCUCACGGCGGUGGCGCCUUCUCCGGCAAGGACUUCACCAAGGUGGAUCGCUCGGCAGCGUAUGCCGCCAGAUGGGUGGCCAAGUCCUUGGUGAAGGCCGGCAUCUGCAAGAGAUGCCUCGUGCAGGUGUCUUAUGCCAUUGGCGUGGCUGAGCCUCUCUCAAUCACCGUCUUUGACUAUGGCACGUCCAAGUGGUCCCAAGAUGAGCUCGUUGACAUCGUGAAUAAGAACUUUGACUUGAGGCCCGGCAAGAUUGUCACUGACCUCAAUCUCCGAAACCCAAUCUAUCAGAAGACAAGCUGCUAUGGACACUUUGGCCGUGAUGGAUUCCCAUGGGAACAGGCUAAGGAGCUGAAGAUCAACUGAUUGCUCGAGGAUUUCGGGUCGGAGCCCAAAAGAUUUAAGUUACGUUAAGUGCACCCUUUGAAACACAUUUUUUAUCUAUAUUUUUCAAUAUCACUUUUGAUAUGUAACGUUUUAGACACCUUUUAUUUUAGUCAAAGGUUUUUUUAUACACUGUGUUUUAUCAAAAUGUUUGAGGUUAGGAAGGAAAGUUGCGGUUAGUUUUUAUUGACUAGAUUCUUCAAUUGAGUAGAAUGAUUACUUGUCUCAAUAUUUUAUUUCGCCACACUUCUAAAAGAAAGAACAGCAAAAGUAGAAAAUAUGGUAAUAAUUUUUUAGCCUCAUUCACUCUCCGUCUUCGUUUUAAGUACUAACUUAUGUAUAGUGAGAGCAAAGGAAGAGUUUUAUUGAGAAAUGUUUAAAUUCAUAUUUUAAUGAUUUUUAAUGUAGAAAAGGAUGUUUUAAAAACGGAAUUUUUAUCCAAGAUAAAACCUGUUGCUAGUUUCUUUCAGCAGAUACAGAAUCAUAACUACAGAUACAAGAAAAAAAUUAAUGCAUUAGGAAGAAGGAAGAGAGAAAACUAUUACAGAAUAUUGUACUUCUAUUGUAACUAAUGGAAUUAAUAAGUGUUCGGGAUCCUAAACAUGAUGCUAGAUCGCAUGAUAGGUCACAGUAGGAAAUAUCAAGUGUGAUCUCAACUAUCAUCUCAUUGAUCACAGCCUGCUGCAAUUCCCUGUGUCACUGAUGGAAUGAAUAACGAUUUUUUAAUACAAAUUGAAAGUUCAAUCCUUGCAAUUCCUCGCUCAGUUUCCGCAACAGUUUGCGAUUUGGUAAAAAUUCCACCAAUUUUCACUUUAUCGCCAAUGAAAAACUGUGAGGAAGAGAGAGAGAGAGAAGUUGUGCAGAAGUUUAAUUGCUAAUUUUUCCAUCAGCACAUGGUUUUGUGUUGUGUUUUCGCGAAGGAUUUUAUUUGUGGGAAAGAGCCAGAGCGAAAACACACCGAUCUAUUGUGUGAUUGACAAGAGUGGCCUCAUCCUGUCACUGAAUUCAGUGGCUAAAUGUAUUUCUUUUUGUAUGCUCUAUAUUAGAAGGAAAAAAACAAACGAGUGUAGGUUUUAUGGCAGUAAAAAAGAAAUAAAAGUAGUGACUGGAUAA